This is a messenger RNA of Didymodactylos carnosus, 678 nucleotides long. The record is from the annotation of a GenBank genome assembly. NCBI's taxonomy places the organism in Eukaryota, Metazoa, Rotifera, Eurotatoria, Philodinida, Philodinidae.
AUGCAAACUCCCCAUAGUCGAUUACCCAUGCCCAUGGGUCCUGCGGACUAUGCGUACCCCGUAAAACCCUUACUUUCAGUAAAGGGAAUAAAUCAAUUACAAAAUAAAAGAAUUGCAUUGAUUGAACUAGCAGCAAAUAGAAGUGGAAUGCUAGCAGGAAAUUAUAAUGGAAAAGCACCAUAUGAAAUUGAUCCAUGCACUGCAUUUUUACAAAAAACACAAAAUACUUCAAUCAAUGUAACAUAUGCUUUUGGAUGUAGUAUCAAUGAUACAGAUGAAAGUGGUUUUGCCGCAGCUAUUGAAUUGGCUCGUUUAUCUGAUAUUGUAAUAUUCGUUGGUGGUAUAAAUCAAACGAUUGAAUCAAACGAUCGUGUUAAUGUAACGAAUACAGGUGAUAUGGCAGGUAGUGAUGUUUUUUUAGCAUUUGUUACGCCACCACAACAAUCAGUCCGUGAUCCAUCACCCCCAAUUAAAAAGUUAUUUGGUUUUCAACGUGUUUAUUUAGAGACUAGUCAAACAACUGAAAUUUAUUUUUCAUUUAAUAUUCGAUCAUUAUUAACAAUUGUAUUGGAUGGAUCGAAGUGGUUGGAACCAGGUUUACAUAAAAUUAUGGUUGGAAAACAGCAUAUGCAUACCAUUCAUUUAGAAGGAGAACCAAUUCGUUGGUCUUCAUUUUAG